AUGAAUUAUGUUUUAAUCUUGAAUAUUCUGCUCGUAUAUCCAACUUUGAUUCAUGCUGAAAUACCCGAUCUCAAUAGUUCAUUGACCAAAUCAACAUGGUUUUGGCCGGUAUUAGGUAUAUGUCUAGCGCUGCUACUCAGCAUUCCAUGUUCAUUGUUAACGGUUAUUAUUCUCUGGCAAAAUAAGAAACAUUCCGGUGAUUCGGAUGGGUCAAGUGUCAAUUCCAGAGCAUCAUUAUCAUCAACGUCCACACACGUUCACCGGGGACCUUCUAGUAAUCGUGAUCAUUUUCGUCGCUCGUACUAUGCUGGUGGUUUUCGUAGUCCACCACCGCCGUAUGUUGCUCGCGAACAACCGGAAAGAUUAUUCCUUACUCCUUCUCUUCCUCCAUCGUAUGAAUCACAUUUGCCGAGAACUAAUACUCAGACACCAACGACAACAGUCGGUCGAGUCGAACCGGCCGAAAGUGUUCUUACACAAUCAUCGAAUCCAGCAUGCGAUGCUUCAUCGACAUUAACUAAUCCAUCACUUCAAACAUUUCAAGUUUGA
This is a messenger RNA of Adineta ricciae, 549 nucleotides long. NCBI's taxonomy places the organism in Eukaryota, Metazoa, Rotifera, Eurotatoria, Adinetida, Adinetidae. The record is from the annotation of a GenBank genome assembly.